GUUGCCUGGUGGAGGAAGUGCAGCUGGAGGAGUCCGGGCAUUAUUGCACUUUGACAAGCGUAGCUGACAAAGUUUUUUAAGUAACCCUAGCCAUUCCUUUGGCUAUCUUUAACACCAACACGUUAUUUCACCGGUGUGUGACGUUGAUGUAACCUUUGUUAUGAAGAGAGCUAAUUUUAAAAGCUAGCAGGCUGUGUAGCUAACUUAGCUAGCUUGCUAGCAUAUUAGCUAUAGCCAUAUGUUACAUUUACGUUUCCGUCCUCUUCGCUUCCACUCAUAUGACUCGACAUGGCACGUAAGAAAGAAGCAUUUCAAUCAAAAGUACUCCAGAAGCUUUACCCUGCAGCUCCCAAAUUGGAGCAGGAGUCCAGCCCACCAAGCAUUGUAGAGGCCCUAGCCAAACGAACCUAUGUGAAAAGAAAAGCCUCUCAAGAGGACACUGCCACUGGAGAUGCAGGGAAGACACAGGGUGCAGCCAAUCUGGGCAGGCGAAUGUACACGGUCCUACUUCCUCCUGCAGACUACAAGACAGAUUCAGAGAAAUCCGUCACACUCCCCCAACUAGAAAGUAUAAAUAGUGCCGAGGACCCAGCUGACGAGAGCGUCCAUGAUAGCAAUGAAGGACUAGACCAAGAUAAAGAGGAAGAGAAAAGAAAAUGGAGAAGAAGGAAAAGAAAACCAACCCUCCAUCAAGACUCUGGGAAAGAUGGAGCAGCUCCAGUGAGUGAGUCCAGUACAGGUCAGAGUGAGACACUUGUGGAUGAGGGAGGAGAGCGCAUUAGCAGGAACAAGAAGAGGAAGCUGAAGAAGAAACGGCACAAAGAGAAGCUGCUCUCCAUGGGUCUGAUGCCCCGGGCCGCUGCCCUGGAGUUCACGUACCAAAAAGAUGGGGAGGAGGAAGAUAACGAGAGGAGAGCUGCUGAGGUGUCAGACUUCCUCAGAACAACAAUGGAAAUCUAUAUGUCAGAUUCCUCGUUGCGAACAGACAAGCUUCCUCUCCUGGCUGAGACAGUGGAUGACCUUCUGGGCAGCAUAGCCAGCGGAUGCAAGCCCACCUCUGUCCUGAAGCAGCUCUACAGCCUCAAGGCCUUUGUUUCGCAGAAAGCGACAGACAAACUGGAAAAGGCACUGGAGGAGCUCUACAACACUUCUCCUAUGUCUGCAGAGGAAACCACUGCAGUCACUUCACUGUUUCAAUACUGGAUCACAGACAUUCUUCCCAUGCAGGGAGACAAGAAGACAAGGCUUUCUACAAUGCACCCAUGAGACUGUCAGGCACACUCAAACAGAGACUCUGCUGAAGGAUUAUUUUCACUUUGCUCCAUCACUACAGACAAGAAAGUUCUUGAAAUGUUCUACUCAUAUACUGCAUUUCACAAUGUUGGACUGUACAUGAUGCUAUAUAAAAUAUUUGUAUUAUUAAAUGUUUCCUUUUGA
Molecule: messenger RNA, 1437 nt
Organism: Siniperca chuatsi (mandarin fish)
Lineage: Eukaryota; Metazoa; Chordata; Actinopteri; Centrarchiformes; Sinipercidae
Product: glutamate-rich protein 1
Exons: 6
Coding region: 289-1266 (325 amino acids)
Source: RefSeq, a predicted model, not a curated record